UGUGUGGGCAAGUGAAGUCUUUCCUGUAGCCCCUCCCCUCCCGAAGCCUGGGAUUAGCUCUGAAGUAAACAAAAAAUGGAGGCAGUGAAGAACCCCCAGAACCCCCUCCCUAAUCUGUCCUGACUCGAGGUAUCCGGCAAGGAAGUUUGCUUUUUUUUCUUUUUUUUAAUUCGAGAAGUUUUCCUUUAGUUGUGCGACUUCAUUCGCGAUCAGGUUUUGAGAGCCACUGCAGACUCUUGAGGCCAUGUUUUAAAAGCGUGUGCCUUCAGGAAAGGAAGGGGAAGGCGGCCCGGAGGAGAAUCCAGACUAGGAGGAUCAAUAGACGUGCGCGGAGGGACUGGCGCGCGGCCGCCGCCUCCCGCCCGGCUCCGCCGGCUCCCUGCGCAGCAACUCCGCCCGCCAGGGUCCGCGCAGCGGCAGGGGGCGGGACCCUAUGCAAAUGAAGGGGUGUGGCCAGCGCGCGGUGCCUGGGUCCCGGAAGCUCCGGGAGGCCCGGUAUAAAAAAAGUACUGAAGACACUUCCUCCGGCACAAGUGCUAAAGCUCCAGAGACAGGAGCGUGUGCAGCGGCGGCGACAGCGGCAGCCGCCACCUCCGGGACCACCUCAGCUGGGGCGGCGGCGCGGGCGGGGGCGCGGGGCGGGAGUGGCCUGCGCGGGCGACCGGUGUCUGGGAAGUCCUCGCCGCGGUCGGGAGCGCACUCGCAGCUCCGGAAAAGUGUUGCCGCCCCGCGCGCGGUUCCUCGCUCGCCCGCGCUCCUAGAAGGGGCGGGCGCCUCCAGGACUGACUGGGGCCAAGUGGCAUUCGGCGGGCACUUCAUGGCGGAGGGCGAAGGGUACUUUGUCAUGGCCGAGGACGAGCUCGGCGGCGGCCCCUACAUCCCCCUGGACGGCGACUUCGGCGGCGGCGGCGACUUCGGCGGCGGCGGCGGCGGCGGCGACCUGGGCGGCGGGCGCUGCCCGGACUAUCGCGACCGCCCCACGGCGCACUGCAACGUGCUCACCUGGGAGCAAGUGCAGCGGCUGGACGGCCUCCUGAGCGAGACCAUCCCGAUCCACGGGCGCGGCAACUUCCCCACGCUCGAGCUGCAGCCGAGCCUCAUCGUGAAGGUGGUGCGGCGGCGCCUGGCCGACAAGCGCAUCGGCGUCCGCGACGUGCGGCUCAACGGCUCGGCCGCCAGCCACGUCCUGCACCAGGACAGCGGCCUGGGCUACAAGGACCUGGACCUCAUCUUCUGCGCCGACCUGCGCGGGGAAGAGGAGUUUCAGACUGUCAAGGACGUCGUGCUCGACUGCCUGUUGGACUUCUUACCCGAGGGGGUGAACAAAGAGAAGAUCACGCCGCUCACGCUCAAGGAAGCUUAUGUGCAGAAAAUGGUUAAAGUGUGCAAUGACUCCGACCGAUGGAGUCUCAUAUCUCUGUCAAACAACAGUGGCAAAAAUGUGGAACUGAAAUUUGUGGAUUCCCUCCGGAGGCAGUUUGAAUUUAGUGUAGAUUCUUUUCAAAUCAAAUUAGACUCUCUUCUCCUUUUUUACGAAUGCUCAGAGAAUCCAAUGACUGAAACUUUUCAUCCCACUAUAAUUGGUGAGAGUGUGUAUGGUGAUUUCCAUGAAGCCUUUGAUCACCUCUGUAACAAGAUCAUUGCCACCAGGAACCCAGAGGAAAUCAGAGGGGGAGGCCUGCUAAAGUACUGCAACCUCUUAGUAAGGGGCUUUAGGCCUGCCUCUGAGGAGAUCAAGACCCUUCAGAGGUAUAUGUGUUCCAGAUUUUUUAUUGACUUCUCAGACAUUGGAGAACAGCAGAGAAAACUGGAAUCCUAUUUGCAGAACCACUUCGUGGGAUUGGAAGACCGCAAGUAUGACUAUCUCAUGACCCUUCAUGGAGUGGUAAAUGAGAGCACAGUGUGCCUGAUGGGGCAUGAAAGAAGACAGACUUUAAAUCUUAUCACAAUGCUUGCUAUUCGGGUGCUGGCUGACCAAAAUGUCAUCCCCAAUGUGGCUAAUGUCACUUGCUAUUACCAGCCGGCCCCCUAUGUAGCAGAUGCCAACUUUAGCAAUUACUACAUUGCACAGGUCCAGCCAGUAUUCACAUGCCAGCAACAGACAUACUCCACUUGGCUACCCUGCAAUUAAAAAUUAUUUUAAAAUGUCCUGUGGGGAAGCCGUUUCAGACAAGAUAGGAAGAAACAAAAAGGUUGAGUAACCCAACCCUAAUUAGAGUUGUAUUUUGUGCAGUGAUGAUCUGCUCCUGAUUUUAUGUUUGGCAAAGUUUGUGAACCUUUUCACAGUCAUGGGAAUAUAAUUUCAAAUGAGUACCCCUGCCCUAGCAAGUUCUCCACUUAAUUCUACCCAUUUGGAUUCUGUCCUUAAAUAGAAGAGACCUAAAUACAACCAGGUUCUCCUAAAGUAAUCAAGGUAAAUAAAAUAAAAUUAAAAUAUAUAUAUUUGAUGACAAUAUGGGUUCGCAGUACCUGCUCCCGUAGCUUUGCCACAAUGUGGGGGAGGUGCAUUUUUUUUUAUAAGCUGGAACUCAUAAAAGGGCAAAAUAAAGCAGAGAAAAAGGUUUUACCCCUAUAUAAUUUAUAAUCAUCAGAUCAGGAGUUGAGUUAAUGAUGAUAAUGCAGGGAAGGGAAACUCCAGCAUGGAGAUUACUGCCGAGGCUUAUAACAAGUGCUUUCUGUCUAUCCUAUAGAGGUAACAGAAACAGCUUGCUCUAGAUAAACAGUAGUAGGUUGGUGCUGUUCUCAUAACAAACAGCAGAAUUUAGGAUGACACAAUCUAUUAUUCCCAGCUGCGUGCAUAGCUCACAUUUUUAAAAUGUGAAAAUGCAAACAAAAACAGCUGUAGCAAAGAAAGUACGCUCAAGGACCAAAGAUUUAACAGAUAAAUAACCCAGUAAAUGAGAACUAGUAGAAUAUAUAAAGAGUUGCUAUAUUUGUUACACACCAAUAUACAUCAAAAGUGCCUGUUGCUUUCUGAAAAUUUGAAGUGGGAAAAUUUUAUGGUGUAAUGAUUAUUUUAUCAGGGACUCAAGAAGAAAACAAAACAACAAUAAGCUUGUGAAUUGUGGAGAAAAUGCCCUAUUUUUUCUUGGCAAACACUUGUAUAAAGUUACUGUUGUUGGUAUGAUAUUACCAUAGAUAUAUGUGUAUGUGUGUGUAUCUUCUGUGUGUAUAUACACAUAGCAUAAAUAUGUAUAUUUUAUGCUAUGUGUAUAUGCCCACGUACAUUGACUAUGGUCUAGAUAAUGUAGCAAAUAGGAAAUGUUUAAAUAUUGUGCACUUUUAUGUUUUCAACAGGAUGAUAUGAGAUCUGGGCGUAUUGCAGUGAUGAAUUAAAACCACAUCGUAAAGUAAAUGAAAGAGGAAAACAUAAUAUAUUUGAUAGGAAGAGCAGAUAUAAUACAGUUUUAAUGGUUGUGUGUGUGUAUGUGUGUGUGUGUGUGUGUACUAUGUGUGUGUGCACGCACACAUGCGUGUAUGUGUGCCAUAGAAUUCCACAAAUGGGAAAAUACUUGGUAGAGCUUUUUUUUUUUUAAAUAUUAAACUGCCAUUUUUGACAGUUUGAACCCUUUUAUUUUUUGUGUACUUGCAUGCAUCCAAAGGAUCUUGGAUCAGUGAUAGUCUGUUUAAAUCCCUAACUGCUAAAAAGAAAUUCUGGUGAUCUGAACACUACUUAUUAAUAUUUAAAGGAUUUUUUUAAUGAAUGCAUUCUGCAUUCUAGGACCACUAGAACUUAGUAAAUGUGAAAUGACCCUUUUUAAAAGAGUAUUUGCACAAAUAAGUAAAUUUAUAUAUGAGAUAUAUAUUAUAUAUGAAAUUUUAUAAAUCCAUGCAAAUAUGGAACAUCUUUGAUCUGGUUGUCACACUGCAUUAAAUGUUUAGUACUGUACUUUAAAUUCAAUCACUUUGUAUUGGAUCAAGUUCAACUUCAUUUUCUUUUUCCCAAGAGACUGGUUCAUACGUUGUGAAAUGAACUAGCAUUUACUAUUUCAGUAAAUGACAGCCAAUCCUAACACCACCCCUUCUUCCAGCACUAAUUUCUUUGGACACUGGUUGAAAAUAAAUUUGCCAAAAAUAAAACUAACAUAUGAAAACCUUCCCUUUGUGUUGUAAAAUAGUCACAUAAUCCCUACCAGCUUUAGUGGAUGGCUGCUACAUAUGAUAAUCCUUUGAAGAAGAACUAAACAGACUUUUAUCAUCAGUUAAAGCAAGAUUGGGGAAGAAAAUAGCAUCAUUCAAUUGACAGUGUAAUUUUGUUUGUCUAUUAUCUGGGCAACACUCAGAUGUUCAGUUCAAGGCUAAUCCAUCUGAAUUACCUUUGGGCAUAUUUCUUUGAAGCCUUAACAGGAACUUGAUGGGAUUGUAGCAGCUUCCCUGUGAAUUCUGUCUCAGCUAUAAUAGCUGUUGCACUGCCACUCACUGUUUCCUAAGGGACACUUCCUUCUCCCAUGUUGGCUUAGUCUCCCCUCACUCCAGCCCUGGGUUUGAAAUAUUAAAAUCGUGAAUUUCCAGGAGAUACUAUCCCAUAGGUAUAUAAGACUUGACAGCUCUCAGAAACCAGAGCUAGCCUGCUUACCGGUUUGGAAGUGUUCUAAAAACAAUCAACCUAAAGAAACACUCAGGAACAAGAGGCAGUUGGUUAUCUGUUUUCUUCCUUUCCAUCUUUAUUCUUGAUAAAUGAAUUGUCCACUAUUUUAAAAAAGAAUCUGGGGAUGGGGAUCUGUGCCAUAGCAACAACGUGCUAUUAAUUUAUAAUGCAGAUUUCUGUUUGAAGCAACCUUAUUUGAAGAUAUACUUUCCAUUUAGGUUCUCAAUUACAUUCUUUCCUUACUUCCUCCAGGGUUGGUAGUAUAAAUGGAAAUGCCAGUUAUUGGCUUUCAGAUAGGAUAUACUAUACUCAAGACAAUUUUCAACAUUUACUUAAAGUCAUAAUUUAUUUCUAUGUACUAUAGUCUUGUGCAUAUGUAGUUGAACAAACAGUGGGAUAUAUGUCUCUAUUUGUGGAUAUGUGGCCUAAAAUUUCAGUGUCUGGUGAGAGAGACCCAUAUGUAUAGGUCAGAGAAAAGAAUUGCUCUCAGUUCCUGACUAGUGCCUGUAAUUUGUUUGCUUUUGUGUUUAUCUGGCUUAGUGUGCUAUUACUUUAAAACAGGAAGAAGUUUCAUCUUCUUGAGUCUUUUCUCACCUGUCCAGUCUAGCAUGUCAGAGAGCACUUAACCUGUGACAAUGUCCUUGACAAAAAGUUUGCUUCAUUUGCAGUAAAUUUAGUUGCCUCAAAAAUUCCUACAUCAAGAUGAACUUUUCCUUUCCUUGAAUGGGAUCAAGUAUCUGCCCAUUUUAUUAGUGGGUAGACUAUUUUAAUGUGACUUCAGAGAUUGCAAGGAUGGAAGGAUAUCUAAGUAAAUCCAAGGAGGAAAUGAAAAGUGAAUAUAUUGUUUUUGCUGUUCCUUUAUGUUUGUUUGUUAUUGGUUGCUUUACUGUGCAUAGUUAUUUUUAAUGCAGUGCUUGUCAAAUAAAUAUUGUGAGUUAUUUUGUAAAUGAAAUGUACUAUGUUAAAAACUGUCAACAGUUCAAAAGAAGCUUUGUUUAUUUGAAGAUGAUAUGUGUUAGAUGAAACCAAAAAAACAUAUAUAGUAGCUAUUUGAAUAUAAUCUUUAAGCUUUCUUAUAGCCUUUUCAAUGCUGAGAAAGAGUCUUUAUGUAAUAUUUUGUUAUAACAAUGACUUGUUAACAAAGCAAAUGGUAAAAGUACAAAGUUGGAAGAAAUCAAGGCAACUUGGCAAGACUUGCUGCAGAACUUUACAGAAUGGAGUAGACCCUGCCCACUGGCUGUCUCUCUCUCCAACCUCUCUACAUCCAUUGCCUGCUCUGAGAUGUCCUAUUGCAGCAAACUGCAUCUUGGAUCAUUAUUUUGGGAUACUUUGACUUUAGACUGUGUCACAGGUAGAAAAGGAGUUGAUGGAGAAUGGACUUUUAAAAGCUGACAUGUUUUAAUCAGUGCUAGAGGAAACAGAUUGUGAAUUUUGUUUACAGCAUCCAAUAUUUGGAUUUUUUUUUUUUUGUAAAUAAAAGAAGUUAUUUUUUUCUAUUGA
Molecule: messenger RNA, 6088 nt
Organism: Erinaceus europaeus (western European hedgehog)
Lineage: Eukaryota; Metazoa; Chordata; Mammalia; Eulipotyphla; Erinaceidae
Gene: TENT5A
Product: terminal nucleotidyltransferase 5A
Exons: 3
Coding region: 434-2131 (565 amino acids)
Biological process (GO): mRNA stabilization
Molecular function (GO): poly(A) RNA polymerase activity; RNA binding
Source: RefSeq, a predicted model, not a curated record